Messenger RNA from Diatraea saccharalis (sugarcane borer), 1538 nucleotides. Lineage: Eukaryota; Metazoa; Arthropoda; Insecta; Lepidoptera; Crambidae. The record is from the annotation of a GenBank genome assembly.
GUCAGUCCUGAUGCAAGAAAUCUAAAAAUAAAGAAAUUUGUCAAAAGAUAAAAGUUUCUCUCCAUAUUCUAGAGCUAAAUACAUAUUAAAAUGUCUGAAAUCAAAAUCGUGGCAGCCAGUAUUGUGAACUUUCUAAAACAACAGUUGGACAGUGAUACUUUGAGUGUAGAUUCCCGGGAAAGCGUUGAGGUUGGUGUGCAAUGCAUAGAAACCGCAUUCGAAUUAGGUCCAGAAGAUGCAGCAAGAGGCGUAGAUCUUCUACAGUUAAUACGACAACAACGCGGUGGGCAGUCUGGUACGGACCGCGCUGAGGCAGAGCGUCUUAAGAACGAAGGCAACGAAUUGAUGAAAACUGAACGUCACCGUGAGGCACUCGAGAAGUAUACGCGAGCAAUCGAAUUAGACCCCCGUAAUGCAGUGUAUUUCUGUAAUCGUGCUGCCGCCCACUUCAAAUUAGGUGAAAACGAAGCUGCAGUUGCAGAUUGCACAGCUGCUUUAACAUUGCAACCUGACUACGGCAAAGCUCAUGGCCGAUUAGGGCUAGCAUUAACUGCGUUAGAAAGACAUCGUGAAGCACGGCAAGCCUACGCUCGGGCGGCACAGCUCGAACCUGACAAUGAAUCUUAUAAACAAAACUUGAAGUUAGCUGAUGAACGACUAGCACAACGUGGUGAACGCGGCCCUAUGGAUCUCGGAGGCUUAUUACAGAAUCCUGCCCUAUUAAAUAUGGCAACUGAAAUGCUCUCUGACCCAAAUAUGCAAAAUCUUAUUUCGGGGUUAAUGAAUAACACUACAGCAAAUACGCAAGGCCAAGGUGCUGGAGGAAUGAGUGCUUUGUUGGAGGCUGGUCAAGCUCUUGCCCAGCAUAUGCAAGCUGCUAACCCUGAGCUAGUAGAACAACUGCGUAGGCAAGUACGCCCACCAGGGCCUGGUGGCAACCCACCUCCAAGUCAGUGAAGCACUAUCAUAGACUAUUAAGCCUCUAAACAACGAGAUGCAAGUCUCCUAGAAUUUAUGUCUGUACAAAAGUAUGCUAUAUGGUGAACUGUAACACUAAUAUCAUAUUUUAUUUUUCAAUUUACAAUUUUUCUAUCUAGAUGAUAGCAUUGAAAUUACCAAAUUACACAUCACUAUGUUUCUAUGAUAAAAACCAAAUAAGAGAAAUUUUUGUUUAUUUUGAAAAAUGAAUAUUGAAGAACUUAUACAAAAAUGGUGUAAUUUUAUAUCAAGUGCAUUUAUGUUUAUUAUUAUUGCCUUAUAUUUAUACCUAUAUUUUUCAUGUGACUACGUAGCUAGGGUAAAGGUGAUAUAAAAUAAUACUUUGUAAGGAUACUCUGAUCCUAAACGACUUGGUGUGUAAGAUUUUAGGUUUGGCAAUAUUACUAUUUACUUUGACUAUAAAUAUGAAAUGUCCAAAAUAUUUAACAUUGUAAGAUGCAUAAUCAUUUACAGCGAUAUGUUGAGAAAUUUAAGUGUCUAUCAUAGUUGAUUGACUAAGAAUAUAAAUGGUUUUGUUAUUCAAUAAAUUGAUUUCAAUU